Messenger RNA from Cryptomeria japonica (Japanese cedar), 474 nucleotides. RefSeq lists its product as uncharacterized. The transcript is spliced from 2 exons. The record is from RefSeq and is a predicted model, not a curated record. NCBI's taxonomy places the organism in Eukaryota, Viridiplantae, Streptophyta, Pinopsida, Cupressales, Cupressaceae. The coding region runs from base 1 to 474 and encodes 157 amino acids.
AUGGGCAUAUCUAAGGAGGUUGUGCAAAGGGAAAGAGAGCAAAAUAUAUUAAAGGAGGAGGACAUGGCAAAGCCCAAGAAGUCAAAACCCGUUUCCACUCCUCUGAAGCAACCAAAGCCUAGAGAGCCUCAGUAUGUAUCUACCUUUGGUGUGCAGAAGCUCGUUCCUCCACCCAAGCCUCAAACAACAUCAACCGGUGGAGUAGAGAAGAGAAAGAAAGAGAAAUCAACAAGAAAAUAUGUAACUAUAGAGGAAGAAAUGGAAUCCGAUGAGGAGGUCAGAGAGGAUCCUCUGAUGAUCAAAGUCAUUUCAGAAAAGGCAGUUGAGGAGAGAGUUGAUGCAGAUAAGGAUAAGGAUGAUGGUGAGAAAGAUGAAAAGGAUGAAAGUGCAGAGGUUGCACAAAAGGAGAAAGGAGAGAAGAAGGAAGAUCAGGCUCUGGUGACAGUGGCAAGAGACACUAUACCUAAUAAAUGA